AUGAAUAACGACCCUGCAUCAGUCAAGGCCCUCCUCGAGCAACUCCGCGUUUCACAAGCUUGGCAGCAAUUACACAGCACCCAGCAACAACAACCCACCCCUUCAAGCGCCCAACAGCCCGCCGAGGCUCAUCCACCGAUUACUACCAACCCGCAACCAACCUCGUCUUCUUCCAACACAGUCAGCAGAGUCGCAGAGCUAUUAGCGCAGUUAAAGAACCCUCCGUCGUCGUCUGGACCUCCUCUAGAACAGCCGCCGACCAAAAUAUACGACCGCCCACCUUUGCGGAAGGAGCAAGCCAAUCUCGAACGACAGCUAUGGGCCGACCGCGAAGGCAUUCAUCAAAAGUACAACGACAAAGUCAAAGUUGCACAGACAAAAGCGAGUAUGAUUGGUGGGAGUAUAUCUCAACAUGAGGCUACGAUGCUUCAAGACGCCUAUCGGCGCGAGCUUUCAAAAUACGACAGGGAGCGCGUUCUACCGGCAUGGGACGGCCUCGUCAUGAGGCAACAGGCCAAACUGGAAUCUCUCAAAGUUCCCAACAUGUUCAUUUCCGCAGACCCCAAAGACAGACAACGUCAAGUACAGAUCGUUCAAGUCCUCCUUGGAUUGGCUGGUGGUGCGGAGGCCACCUGA
Molecule: messenger RNA, 636 nt
Organism: Coprinopsis cinerea okayama7#130
Lineage: Eukaryota; Fungi; Basidiomycota; Agaricomycetes; Agaricales; Psathyrellaceae
Exons: 6
Coding region: 1-636 (211 amino acids)
Source: RefSeq, a predicted model, not a curated record